AAAGGAGGAGCACAGAGGACAGAGGCAGAAGAGACGACGGCGACUCCUCACGAGAGCAAAAGAGCUCCAGCGCUGCAGCGUUGAGGCCAUGGACGCUCUUUAGAAAGGAAGGAGAAUUGCAUUGCAUUCAGUGGAUCGAAUCCGACCAGAGCAAGGCAGCGAGCACAGCACCCACCCUUGUGAGCGAGAACGCGAGAGAGGCUCGCAGACCAUCGGCAGUACUCCCCCUCGAAAGGAUCGUACGCAGCCAUGCCGGCUGUGACAGGAGAUCGUAUCGUGUCCUUCGAAGACCAAGAGGAUGAAAGCGACUAUGGCUGGGUCCGCAAGGUUUCCGGACCUGUGGUCGUGGCUGAGGGCAUGGGAGGAGCUGCCAUGUACGAGCUAGUGCGUGUUGGUCAUGACAAGUUGAUUGGAGAGAUCAUUAGGUUGGAGGGUGACUCUGCUACCAUUCAAGUGUACGAGGAAACUGCUGGGUUGAUGGUUAACGACCCCGUGUUGCGUACUCGCAAGCCUUUGUCUGUCGAACUUGGACCCGGAAUUCUCGAGAACAUCUUUGAUGGUAUUCAGCGUCCACUGAAAGCUAUCGCAAAGAACUGCAAUGACGUGUACAUUCCAAGAGGAGUCGCCGUUCCCGCUCUCGACAGAACUAAACUGUGGGAGUGGGCUCCAAAACAUGUUACCACUGGAGACUCGGUCACCGGAGGAGAUUUAUACGGGACUGUCUUCGAGAACUCGCUUAUCGAGCACCACAUUGGUGUUCCUCCUGGUGCGAUGGGAAAGGUUACAUAUGUAGCCGAGCCUGGUCAGUACUCUAUCACGGAGAAAAUUUUGGAAUUGGAGUUCCAGGGCAAAAAGAAGUCCUUUACCAUGCUGCAGACAUGGCCCGUGAGGACACCAAGACCCUCAGCUACCAAGCUUCCUGCUGAUACUCCCCUUCUUACCGGGCAGCGUGUACUCGACGCCUUGUUUCCUUCCGUGCUUGGUGGUACUUGCGCUAUUCCUGGUGCUUUCGGAUGUGGAAAGACUGUUAUUAGUCAAGCUCUGUCAAAGUAUUCGAACUCUCACGGUGUCGUGUACGUCGGAUGUGGAGAGCGUGGAAACGAGAUGGCUGAGGUGCUUAUGGAUUUCCCCCAACUUACCAUGACUUUACCCGACGGACGUGAGGAAUCUGUCAUGAAGAGGACAACUCUUGUUGCUAACACUUCAAAUAUGCCAGUGGCAGCUCGAGAAGCUUCUAUCUACACAGGUAUUACGUUGGCCGAGUACUUCCGUGACAUGGGAUACAAUGUCAGUAUGAUGGCUGACUCCACAUCACGAUGGGCUGAGGCACUUCGUGAGAUUUCUGGUCGUCUGGCUGAGAUGCCUGCCGACAGUGGAUAUCCUGCCUAUUUGGCUGCACGUUUGGCUUCUUUCUACGAGCGUGCCGGAAAGGUCAGGUGUCUAGGUAGUCCCGAUCGCACAGGAAGUGUCACAAUUGUUGGUGCUGUGUCCCCACCCGGAGGAGAUUUCUCUGAUCCCGUAACUGCGGCCACUCUUGGUAUUGUCCAGGUGUUUUGGGGUCUCGAUAAGAAACUUGCUCAAAGGAAACAUUUCCCAUCUGUGAACUGGCUGAUUUCUUACUCCAAGUAUACAAAUGCCUUGUCCGGCUUUUACGAAGGAUUUGACCCAGACUUCAUCUCCAUCCGUACCAAAGCUCGUGAAAUUCUUCAAAGGGAAGAUGAUCUGAAUGAAAUUGUGCAGCUCGUCGGAAAGGAUGCUUUAGCAGAAUCUGAUAAAAUUACUCUGGAAGUUGCCAAGCUGCUUCGUGAAGAUUAUCUGGCACAAAAUGCGUUCACGCCAUAUGACAAGUUUUGCCCAUUCUACAAGUCCGUGUGGAUGAUGAGAAAUAUGAUCCACUUCGGUACUCUGGCCAUGCAGGCCGUUGAGAGAGCAGCCGGUGCUGAAGGGCAAAAGAUUACCUACAAUAUCAUUAAGCAGCGGUUAGGAGAUAUUAUCUACAAACUCGCGUCCCAGAAAUUUGAAGAUCCUGCUGAUGGUGAAGCUGCCCUAACAGCUAGCUUCAAGAAACUGUACAAUGAUAUGGUAGCAGCGUUCCGAAACCUAGAGGAAGAGUACCGGUAAGGAGAUUGUGCUAUACAUAUAUAUCUAUAUAUAGUCUGUGGCGGGCCCAGGCACCGCAUCCACGAGAAAUUGUCUGCAGGUCUCCGACAAAAGGCCCUGCACACAAUAUCCGGGCGGACGUUCCGUUCCGCGUAUGAAUAAACGUGUGGAUGCCCAGCCUAGUUUUGUGCGGAUCAGCUGCCUUCGGAGGCACUUACCGAGUGCAGAUAAGGUGGAUUAUCUGCAAAUGCGGUUUUGAGUGGCGUGAAGAUCUGGGUGCGGGAAGGAGCGGGUAUUUCUUCAAGUGUACAUUUUCAUGCAGGCCUUGAUUCUUUGAGCAACAUGGUUGUGAUUAUAUCGUGCAAAGUGACUCUUUCCAUGAGUUCAAGUGAAAAACAGAUUCUGUUACCUUUGUCUAGUUUAGCUAAAUAUGUAAACGCAUUGUAUGACCACAUUAUUCGAGGAUUCUUUGUCUUGCGGAGUUCUCCACGCAUCUGUCAGAUAUACUUGCCUAAGUUCCGCCACUUUGAUCUGGCCUCCGUUCAAUGCAAAUGAUUCAGAUAUUGUUGUAAACCUUCCUUGUCAGAAGCAGUUGUAAUCAACCU
This is a messenger RNA of Marchantia polymorpha subsp. ruderalis, 2705 nucleotides long. Lineage: Eukaryota; Viridiplantae; Streptophyta; Marchantiopsida; Marchantiales; Marchantiaceae. The record is from the annotation of a GenBank genome assembly.